Molecule: messenger RNA, 252 nt
Organism: Iphiclides podalirius (scarce swallowtail)
Lineage: Eukaryota; Metazoa; Arthropoda; Insecta; Lepidoptera; Papilionidae
Source: the annotation of a GenBank genome assembly
AUGGGUAACAAGAAUAAUGAAAAACCAGGAGAAGGAUUAAGUUCUUUAAGAUCCACAACAGCUUUCAGAGUUAUAAACUUUGAAUUAUAUGCAAAACCUAAUAUUGUAAUUAUGAGCAUAGGUGUCACAUGCUUUGGCUUAGCCCUGGGUUACAUAGCCUACAUGCGACAAAAAUAUGAAGCAAUGGGAUAUUAUGCUGCUUUAGAUAAAGAUGGAAAAGAAGUGUUUGAAAAGAAAAAGUCCAAAUGGGAU